Molecule: messenger RNA, 588 nt
Organism: Gregarina niphandrodes
Lineage: Eukaryota; Apicomplexa; Conoidasida; Eugregarinorida; Gregarinidae
Product: small GTPase family Rab subfamily protein
Exons: 1
Coding region: 1-588 (195 amino acids)
Molecular function (GO): GTP binding; GTPase activity
Source: RefSeq, a predicted model, not a curated record
AUGGCGAGGUCGGGAAUGUUGUGUUGUAGUGGCAACUUGUUGAAGAUUGUAUUGGUCGGUGAUACAGGAGUUGGUAAAAGUUGUUUGUUGGUGCGUUUUGUUGAUGAUACAUUCGCGGAGUCAUAUAUCAGUACGAUUGGGGUGGAUUUUCGUUUCCGGGUUAUCAAGAUAAAUGAUCGGCCAACUCGGUUACAGAUAUGGGAUACAGCGGGUCAGGAGAGAUUCCGUACGAUUACAUCCGCAUAUUAUCGUGGCGCAGAUGGAGUGGUUGUCAUGUACGAUUGUACGAAUAGGACAUCUUUUAAUAAUGUAGAAUCAUGGGUUACCGAAGUCGAUAAACAAUCAGGAGGAUCCGCGAUUAAGAUCCUAGUCGCAACUAAGUCCGAUGCCCUCGAACGAACAAUCUCUACGGAAGAAGGACAACAAAAAGCUAAGUCUCUUAACAUGCUCUUUGCAGAGACUUCCGCUAAAGCUCCAAGUCGUGUUGAAGAACCCUUUAAUAUACUCGCCUCCGAAAUUAUCAAACAAACGUAUGCACACAUUACAUCCCUAUCUACCACUUAUGGACACACACUCUACUACUUUUGA